AUGCGCCCUCAGGCGCUUGGACUGGCCCAACGGCCUCACAUUGUGAUUGCAACGCCAGGUCGACUAGCGGAUCAUAUUAAGACAUCCGGAGAAGAUACUAUCGUUGGACUCAAGCGCGUCCGCAUGGUAGUUCUUGAUGAAGCAGAUCGCCUUCUUGUGAGUGGACCAGGAAGUAUGCUUCCUGACGUGGAGACAUGUUUGUCUGCGCUUCCACCAUCAACAGAUCGUCAGACUCUCCUGUUUACGGCAACCGUAACCCCUGAAGUACGGGCAUUAAAAUCAAUGCCUCGUGCAAAGAACCGACCUCCAAUUUUUGUGACUGAAAUCUCGACGGAAAAUACAACAAUACCCCCGACACUAAAGCAAAGUUAUCUUCAAGUACCGCUCAACCACCGUGAGGCGUUUCUACACGUUCUCCUAUCUACAGAGCGAAAUUCUUCGAAACCCACCAUCAUCUUCUGCAACCGAACCAAGACUGCUGACCUCUUGGAGCGUAUGCUCCGUCGGCUGUCACAUAGAGUCACUUCACUUCACAGUCUGCUACCUCAGUCUGAGCGGACAGCUAAUCUUUCCCGUUUCCGUGCCUCCGCGGCUAGGCUGCUCGUCGCAACCGAUGUAGCUGCUCGUGGUUUAGAUAUCCCUUCUGUUGGGCUAGUCAUCAACUAUGAUGUUCCCAGGAAUCCCGAUGAUUAUAUUCAUCGGGUUGGUCGUACUGCUCGAGCCGGGCGAGAGGGUGAAGCCAUAACUCUUGUUGGACAAAGAGAUGUCCAGCUGAUUCUAGCGAUCGAGUCUCGGGUAGGGAAACAAAUGACAGCAUGGGAAGAGCCAGGGGUGAACCUAGAAUCUCGAAUUGUGAAGAGUACGGUUUUGAAAGAAGUUGGCUCGACGAAACGAGAAGCGAUGGGCGAGAUUGACGAAGGAAGAGAUGUAUUAGGCCGUAGGGUUAGGAAGUUGAAAAAGGUCCGUUAG
Messenger RNA from Arthroderma uncinatum, 969 nucleotides. Its product is annotated as ATP-dependent RNA helicase DBP8. The coding region runs from base 1 to 969 and encodes 322 amino acids. Gene Ontology annotation, molecular function: nucleic acid binding; ATP binding. The transcript has a single exon. The record is from RefSeq and is a predicted model, not a curated record. Lineage: Eukaryota; Fungi; Ascomycota; Eurotiomycetes; Onygenales; Arthrodermataceae.